Messenger RNA from Brassica oleracea var. oleracea, 1325 nucleotides. Its product is annotated as putative F-box protein At4g10740. Lineage: Eukaryota; Viridiplantae; Streptophyta; Magnoliopsida; Brassicales; Brassicaceae. Bases 1 to 1134 code for a protein of 377 amino acids. Gene Ontology annotation, molecular function: protein binding. The transcript has 4 exons. The record is from RefSeq and is a predicted model, not a curated record.
AUGACGACGAUGUUGGAUCUUCCCGAUGACUUGCUAGAUGAGAUUUUCUCUAGGGUUCCCUUGGACUCUACAACAGCAGUACGAUCAACAUCGAGGGAGUUAGGUGAGUCUAGGAUGAUCGUGAUGAUGGAUCAUAAUGUUUAUCUAACGAGCGUAGUUGUCAACGAAAACGCAUCAACAAAGCGUCUAGGUAAACUCACUUGCCUAACCCACGAACAAGUCAAGAUAUCUGAAGUCUUUCACUGUGAUGGUUUGUUACUAUUCAUCUUGAAAGACGACAAGAGACUUGUGGUUUGGAACCCUUGUUUGGGGGAAACAAGGUGGAUCGAAAAAGGACGACAUGCUAACGUACGUGCCAAGUACAAGUACGCUUUCGGGUACAAGGUGCGUAAGAAGAAGGGGGAAUCUUUUCGUCGUUACAAAAUCUUGAGGUUUACGCUUCUUACAGUCUUGGACUCUCCAUCGUAUGAAACCUACGAUUUUGGUUCUAGUUCAUGGACGCACCAAGGUUAUAAUGCGUUCAAGGGUAUAAAUGAGUUUUGUGACCGUGGCGUUUCUCUCAAGGGAAACCCUUACUGGUGCGCUAUAGACUCAUGGGGACAGAUCAGUCGCACGGUCUGUUUUGAUUUCGCAAGUGUGGGAUUUGGAGGGCAUCAAGAUUUACCAUUCCGGGUUCCUUAUCAGUUUCAACAUCUUGUGAGACUGUCUUGUGUGAGAGAUGAGAAGCUUACUCUUAACUGCAUGGCGGUUUCCGGCGAUUCUAAGCUGCAGCGGACGGUGGUGACGAGCUCAACGUGGUCUCGAGGCGCGGUGGCUCCGGUGGCAACUCAGAUAUAUGGAUCACGGAUAAGAUUGAUGAACAAAAAGUGUCGUGGAGCAAGUUCGGGACCACUUACUGGCUUGAUCAGGACAGAUGGAGGUUUCUUUGUUGAAGAGGAGAAGAAACUCGCAAUGGUUUUCGGUAAAGACGGAGACGAAAAAUUAGACACAGUGAAAGUCUUUGGAGAGGAUGGAUACUUUAGAGAAUUGGAUCUUGGAGAGUCUUCAGACAAAAAGUGUUGGCCACUUGUGUGCCCUUAUGUUCCAAGUUUCGUGCAAAACAAGCCACACAAAAGCUAUCCAGAGAAGCGUUGAUAUGAUGGGAACAUGUUGAGAUAUGAUAAUAAGCGAAUCAAGCACAAGGAUAUGAUCGAUCGUCUGAACAAGAUUUCUUCUUAUUAUAAUAAAUUUUAUUCAAUCUCAUUUUCAAGAAAACUUGUAAGAGAGAAUUUAUCACAAUUUAUAAGUGCAUACAAGGCACAAACAUAAAAAAGGAAGUGGAGGCA